Messenger RNA from Fasciola hepatica (liver fluke), 390 nucleotides. Lineage: Eukaryota; Metazoa; Platyhelminthes; Trematoda; Plagiorchiida; Fasciolidae. The record is from the annotation of a GenBank genome assembly.
AUGCUACGGCUAUUGUUAUUGAAAGCAUUUGGUUUUUCUUUGUCCGUAGCUGUGGAGACAUCAUCCCUAACGGAAUUUGUAUGCCAUGUAAUCAAAAUUCAAAAUAAAGUACCCAGUCGGAUUUCCGUCGUUCGUCUACAACCGGACGAAGUAGAAUCUGCUGGUAGAAUCCAAUAUUUCAUAGAUGAGAGUGCCGUCGAGAAGAGCGAAGUGAGGAUUGAUCCAGACAACGAAGAGUUGCAAUUUUCCGCUAUGCCUUCUCCGAUGUCGAUGGCUGUCACUGUUCGAGCUACCGCCAAAACAAGAUUCAAUCAACACGUAACUGCCGCGACGGUGGUUCGCGUCCAUAUGGUCUGUUUUGUUGGCUCACACGCCUGGGACACAAUUUGA